GGGGAAGUGACGCGCAGGCCUGCCCCGGAAGGGCGGGCGCUGCCCGGAACCCGCCGCAGCCAUGUAGGUACCGUUACCGGAGGGGAACGGCGCCGGAGCGGCCAUGGAGGGCGCAGACGACAGUGGCGCCGCGGCCCCCCCUCUGCCGAACCUCACUCCCCGGCACCGGCAGCUCAUCCCCACGCCCUGCGGCCCCAUAAAACCUUGUUCAGAGCUAUCCUUUCCUGUGAAGAUCUACUUCUGUGUCACUAUUUUGUCUCUGCUAAGUGUAAUAGGGCUAACUAUAGAGACACUUGUCCGACAGACUGAGGAAGAUUUCACCAUUUCUCUUAUUCAGUUGGUUGGAGUUGUGUUCUGUGUGUACUAUGUGACCAGAGGAAUCCUGCAGGAGAACCGCCAGGAGCUCAUCGUCUUUGUCCUUUCCAUCUUGCUAGUGAUGUUUCGUUCCAUUGUCAACUUCACUGUUCUCUCUGCUGAGCAGAAGCCCAAACUCCUGGCCCGCUUCAUCCUGAUCCUCUUGGUUGGCUCCUUUGAUGUGAUCUGUGCCAUCAUCCUCAUUCAGAGUCAGAGCAUGAUGGCCUUCCGAGUGGGUGGUGCUCUAGAAAGCCUGCAGUCACAGUACUUCAUGCUCAACCUCUGCUUUUCCAUGCUGACCUUUGAUCUCCAGGCACAGCUCUGCUUGUGUAUUCUGCUGAUAAGCCUUCAUGAGAUCAGCCUUCUACACAACAUCAUCUCAGCAACAGGGGCUCUGUGGGCCUGCCUGAAGGUGACCAUCAGCAUCAUUGCAAUUUUAAAAGAGCUGAAACCUCUGGUAUGGAUUUUUCUGAGUCAGAACAUACCUGAAGUGGCUUAUCUCAUCUACCUGCUUUACACGGUGAUAAGGGAGUGGGGCAAAGGGAAUUCUUACACUCUGGAAGCCGCUUUCAUUAUUGGCUCUGGCAUUUCUGUUGCAAUCAAGUCCGUUCUGUUUUGGGCACUGAUUCACGUCUACCGCAGCUUUGGGCAGGGGCUGAGAGAAAGAAUGUUUUCUUCCUAUGGAAGGAUCGAUUCCUGAGCAUCCCCCUUGUGCUCACCUGCAGCUCUUAAAGAGUGAAAUCCCAGCUGGGGAAGUUCUGAUCAAGUACUUGCAUUGGGGAUGUAAGACAAUGGGCCAGUUUCAGAGGGGAAGAGGAAGUUGCUCAGAAAAAUGUCUCUACAUUUCUUGGUUUGCUUUGUGCUGGGGAGCUGGAGCAGUGCAGCUGGUGAACGAGUAUGAAAGGCAAAGCGUGCUGGGGAAGCGAGCAGUAAUCCUCUGCAUUCAGUGAGCUGUGCUGCCAGGACAAUGCAUCUCAGCUCUCCUUGUUCUCCUGCUGUUGCUCUGUGACUGCAGGAGGUUCACAACAUGCAUGUGAGUUGUUACUAAAACUGCUGGGUUUCUGGCUGUGCACAAAGAUGAUGAUACUAACCUGCUCACCCAUCCCAUAUGCCCGAGUCUGGAAGGGGGCUGCCCUGACACUGUUUCUCAACUCACAUCUGUUGCUGAACAGAGGUCAAGCCCUGGAGCAGUUUUGAUGACAGCUGCAGUCCCUGAUCUCCACUUUGGCUGUGUGAUAGCUUAACCCUUACAGAAUGGUUAGGGCUCUUAGUCCUCCUCUGACUUCAGACUGUUCCAGUUGGUUUUAGUAUAUUUUUAAUCCCAACUACUCCCUGUACUCUCCUCCCCUCCUGCAGCGUGUCUAACCCACGGGCCAUUUCAUACUCCAAGGGUGACUGUUAAACUAAGCCUUUAAUACUGGAAUUUAAAAGUUUGAUAAUCUAUUGACUGGAACCUUUAGCUACUGGCUGUCUAUUUUUUAAUAAAGUGUAAACACAGUUUGCAUGGAUAAUUAUUGCUCACAGUUCAGUGGGAAGCCUGUUCACAAACUGGUUAUGGAAGAGGCUGAAGCUGGAAUUCACUUGUGUUGUGAACAGUGCUGUCCUGUUCCUCUUCAGAGACAUCUUGCAGAAAUACACUGCAGAAAGUAGUCAAAAUAAUUUGUAGCUUACUAGGGAAACUGAUAAAGAUGAUCUCAGAACUAUUAAAAAUAGAUAUGUAUUUCUCCUAAUCUUCUAAACCUGAAAGGAAUGUACUUUAUAGCUAGCACAAGAGAGGCAGGAAGAGGUUAAGUAUCUAUGGUCAGACUGCAUAGAGCUGACAACAUCAAGAGAAAGCUCCAGAGUGCCAGCUGAUGACUGUGACUUCAUUCCACAAAUCCAAAUGUGACUAUGAAUUGUUGCUGAAAUGGAGGAACACAAUUAAGCAUAUUCAAUCCUUUGCUGAAACAAGCAAACAUGCAGCAGGUCUUGCCCUGAGCAGUGAAGGGAAGACUUGGAUCUUGCAGUAGGCCUGGGCUUGGUCACAGUUAGCUGAAGAAAGCGUGUUUGUGCUCUGUUCCUUUUAUUUUCAAUGCAAUGACAUGUCAGGAACAAUUAUCAUGAGAAGGAAACACACUCAAACAUUUCUCUCCCCCAAACCAGAAGUGCAUUGUUAUGCCCUGGAGAAUUAACCUUCCUCUUUUCACAGGGAAAUUACUUGAUUU
Molecule: messenger RNA, 2558 nt
Organism: Dryobates pubescens (Downy woodpecker)
Lineage: Eukaryota; Metazoa; Chordata; Aves; Piciformes; Picidae
Exons: 9
Coding region: 104-1054 (316 amino acids)
Source: RefSeq, a predicted model, not a curated record